Messenger RNA from Branchiostoma belcheri (Belcher's lancelet), 2055 nucleotides. RefSeq names its product small subunit processome component 20 homolog. The coding region runs from base 139 to 2055 and encodes 638 amino acids. The record is from RefSeq and is a predicted model, not a curated record. Gene Ontology annotation, cellular component: nucleolus; small-subunit processome; 90S preribosome. Lineage: Eukaryota; Metazoa; Chordata; Leptocardii; Amphioxiformes; Branchiostomatidae. The transcript has 17 exons.
CAUGCGGUCUUCCGUAAGGUGAAUGACCUGGAAUGACCCGGAGGUCACAGCUGGCAUGGCGGCCGCUACACGUGUUUUGGCUUUGGUAUCGAGUUUUUGAGGCGAUUUUAGAGAGAAAUAAGCACAGAAAAACUCGCGAUGGCGGCUAAAAGUACGGAGAAGAGACCGGAGAACCGACAUCGGUUCAAGACAUUCUCUGAGAGGUUAUCUGAGGUCAACAUCGACGUGGUUCAUCGGAUCAGCCGGGUGCAGGACCCGCAGGACAUUGAUACACAUUUUGGAGAAGGAGUCCAGAAGUGGAAGGAGUUGAACUGUACACAACACUUCACCCAGUUCUAUAAGGAGGUUUGUCAGAAGUGCAGCACCUACACACAGGUGGUACAUCAUGAGGCUUUCCUUGUGGCCACCCUGAAAACCCACCUGCAGGUUCCUGAUAGCCUGGCUCUGCAGCCACUUCUGGACCUGGUAGUGCAGCUGGCACGAGACCUACAGACGGAUUUCUACCCUCACUUCGGAGAGUUUUUCCAGCUUCUGGUGCCGCUUCUAAACACUCAGGACACGGACCUGAUCGAGUGGACGUUCACCUGCCUGCUGUACCUGUUCAAGUUCCUCUGGAGACACCUGGUCAGGGACGUCACACAGGUAUACAGCCUGUUCUGUCCACUCCUAGGAAAGGACCACAAACCCCACAUCAGGAACUUUGCUGCCGAGAGUUUCGCCUUUCUCAUGAGGAAGGUGAGAGACCCAAGUGACUUCUUUGACUUCAUCUUCAGAGACUUGGCAGAAAACCCAGAUAGAAGUUCAGGUGUGGGUCGGCUGCUGUUUGAGAUGCUGAAGGGAGUCCAGAAACAGUUUCACUCCUGCACUGCUAAGGUUUUUCCCAUCAUGUUGUGCAAGCUGGGCCCGGCAGCCGCUGCCCAUGAGGAUGCUGGGAAGGUUGCGUUGCCAUGGCAACAGGUGCAGGAGGCGCUGGAGGACACGAUGCAGUCGAUGUCAGAGUUCACUAGCAGGGGUCAUGCAGGGGUCAUCUGGGAGGCCCUUAUUACUGCAUCCACAGAAGUCCACACCAGGUGGAGGGAAGACCAGACAGCCAGUCAGAAGAGCCACACAGCUGGUCACACAGACCACCUGCCCAACCAGCAGGACCAGACAGAUGGUCAGCAGGAUUACCAGACAGCUAACCACCAGGACCGGUUGCUGAGGCUGGUUCAGGUUUGGGUCCGCCACAAACACGGGGACCUCAUCACCAGUCCUGACAAACUGUGCCAGCUCCUAGUGAGUCUACUGUCUGACGGCCCCUAUCCCGGGGAAAGUGGUACGACCCUGCUGGAGCUGACCUCUGACCUCCUGCUAUCCCAGAAGUCCAGCCUCGAUGUGAUACAGAUCUCUAAACUUGUCACUUUGGUCCGUGACAGUGGUUACUCCAGACAGCAGGUGUUCUACUUCUUCAGGAGAAUCUUCAUCAUCAACAUGUUCCAAAAGGACAUCCUGCCAACCUUCCUGCACUACUGCAUCAGUGUGUGUGAGACAGGUGAUGAGACAGGUGAUGCAGGUGAUGAGACAGGUGAAGCAGGUGUGCUGCAGGUGCUGACUCAGCUGGUUCUGCUGAAGCGACCCCCACCUGACUCAGGUGCUACUUUGGCCACCUGGGACAGGUAUCCACUGGACUUCAAGGACAUCAAGAAAAGCAAAAGAAAAGGGCAGAGUUCAGUCAGCAACCAGCCGAAACCAGUCCAGUUGAUCCUGUCCCAACUCAAGGUUGUUCCAGUCCAGGAAAACUUGUGGAGACUCUGGGCAGCUCUCAUCUGUCUACCACAUGUCAGGGUCACAGAUAAAGACAACCUGUUCCAGCUGCUACAGGGGCUAACCCACCAACUCCACGGAGCAGCAAAGUCCAGUCCACAGUCAGAAGAGAAGUUUCUGUACCUGCUCUCCCAGGCUGUGUUUGCUCUACUGCACCACUGUCCACCCGAGCAGGGUCUCACACCACAGUGUUCUGGUCUCCUACUGGAGUUACUCAGGUCAGAUUACAACUUUGUUUCAAAGAUCAGUUAA